CUUGUAAUGUGACGGCGGCGGUGGCGGCGUGUAGUAGCAAGCUAGACAGCUGGUGAAAACCAAAAUUUGGUUUUUCACUUAAUUCUACUUCAGGCAUAUUAUCUUUAACACCAACGAUGGCGGAUGAAAUUACAAAAGACGCCGACAAACUCUCUGUAGGGGAGCUCUACGUGUCUGCUAAGGAAGGUAGUGAUGACGCUGGGAAUGGAACAGAGCAGAAGCCAUUCAAAACGCCACUGAAGGCUUUCUUGUUUGCUGGAAAGGAGCCAUUCCCGACCAUCUAUGUGGAUUCACAGAAGGAGGGAGAGAGAUGGGCAGUGAUUUCCAAAACCCAAAUGAAGAACACAAAGAAGGUCUGGCAGAGGGAGCAGAUGAAGAGUGAUGCCAAAGACAAGAAAGAGGCAGAAGAUGCAGACAGACGAGAGAAGAACCUUGAAGAGGCAAAGAAGGUGCUCAUUGAGAAAGACCCCAGCUUGCCGGAGCCUAAAGCGGUUAAAAUCCGCAAUUUGGAACCACUCCGAGGGCAACGGGUGAAGAUUUUUGGCUGGGUGCACCGACUGCGUAGGCAAGGAAAGAAUUUGCUGUUCAUCGUGUUAAGAGAUGGAACUGGCUUCCUGCAGUGUGUGCUUACUGACAAACUGUGCCAGUGUUACAACGGUCUGGUGCUGUCCACGGAGAGCACGGUUGCUCUCUAUGGGAUUGUGCAGCCAGUCCCUGAGGGGAAGCAGGCUCCUGGAGGCCAUGAGCUUCACUGUGACUUCUGGGAGCUGAUUGGCCUAGCCCCAGCAGGGGGCGCUGACAACUUGCUGAACGAGGAGUCAGACGUGGACGUGCAGCUCAACAACCGGCACAUGAUGAUCCGCGGUGAGAACGUGUCCAAGAUCCUGCGGGUUCGCUCCACUGUCACACAGUGCUUCCGGGACCAUUUCUUCAACAACGGAUACUAUGAGAUCACUCCCCCCACUCUGGUGCAGACCCAGGUGGAGGGUGGCUCCACACUCUUCGGCCUCAACUACUUUGGGGAGGAUGCCUACCUGACCCAGUCCUCUCAGCUCUACCUGGAGACUUGCAUCCCUGCGCUAGGAGACACGUUCUGCAUCGCCGAGUCGUACCGCGCUGAGCAGUCCCGCACGCGCAGACACCUUGCUGAGUACACUCACAUUGAGGCGGAGUGUCCCUUCAUCAGCUUUGAGGACCUGCUGAACCGCCUGGAGGACCUGGUGUGUGAUGUGGUGGACCGUGUGCUCAAGUCUGAAGCUGCUCAGCUGCUCUACGACAUCAACCCAGAUUUUAAGCCACCCAAGCGGCCCUUCAGGAGGAUGAACUAUUCAGAGGCCAUUGACUGGCUGAAAGAGCACGAUGUCAAGAAAGAUGAUGGAACUUACUAUGAAUUUGGAGAGGACAUCCCUGAAGCUCCAGAGAGGCUAAUGACUGACGCCAUCAACGAGACCAUUCUGCUGUGCCGCUUCCCUGCAGAGAUCAAGUCUUUCUACAUGCAGCGGUGUCCAGAGGACCGCCGCCUCACGGAGUCGGUUGAUGUGCUGAUGCCUAAUGUUGGGGAGAUUGUUGGAGGGUCAAUGCGUAUCUGGGACUCUGAGGAGCUGCUGGAAGGCUACAAGAGGGAGGGCAUUGACCCGACUCCCUACUACUGGUACACUGACCAGAGGAAAUAUGGAACAUGCCCCCAUGGUGGGUAUGGUUUGGGCCUGGAACGUUUCCUCACCUGGCUUCUGAAUCGCCACCACAUCCGGGAUGUUUGUCUAUACCCCCGCUUCAUCCAGAGAUGUCGGCCUUGAAAACUAUCCACAGACACAUGUUAAUCCAUCUGGGAAGUGUGGUAUAAAGGCCACCAUUGCAAACCACAAUCUCCUGCUGCACUUAAGUGUUCUUGCCUGAUUUAAGGGCAAAACAAAUGUUCAAAUGUUUUACCCCUGAAAACCAACACCCAUCCUACACCUAUCUGUUAUUUAACGUCACACAUUCUGCUAGCAUUUGUGAUAUUUGGUCUGGUCAUUUUAGAGGAUGAAUGGUGAGGAGUCAUGAUGUAUCUACAUGCUCACAAAAUAAACAUGCAGUUGUCUGCACACAAA
Messenger RNA from Sardina pilchardus (European sardine), 2090 nucleotides. RefSeq names its product asparaginyl-tRNA synthetase 1 (gene nars1). Gene Ontology annotation, biological process: asparaginyl-tRNA aminoacylation. Gene Ontology annotation, cellular component: cytoplasm. Gene Ontology annotation, molecular function: nucleic acid binding; asparagine-tRNA ligase activity; ATP binding. NCBI's taxonomy places the organism in Eukaryota, Metazoa, Chordata, Actinopteri, Clupeiformes, Clupeidae. The coding region runs from base 117 to 1796 and encodes 559 amino acids. The record is from RefSeq and is a predicted model, not a curated record. The transcript is spliced from 15 exons.